AUGGCUUACGUCACGACCAUGCUUCCCCCAGCCGUCAACGUCCCGCAGUCUCCGCGCCCAGUAACUACGCCAGCCGACGAGUAUGCCAGGCUCACGCGUAGGCAGCGACGUGACGCCAGAGAGAAGAAGCGAAUCCAGAAGGCUGCGCGUGCCGCCAGGGACGAGCUGCACAGGGCCCGACAGGUCGUCAAGGACGCGCAAGAAGUAGCUAGAGCUGCGAGGGUACAUGCCUCCCGAUACUCCUACAUUCCGGCCCCCAAGAAUACCAGAGCUAUCUCUUCAUCUCCGCGUACGGUCAAGACCAAGAAAGCCAAGAGCAAGUCUGGGGGUUCCGUCCAUUCGGAUCCUAUGGAUGUGGAUGAGACUUGGUCCUGGAUCAAGGAGAGCUCGUCAGUGGCCUCCUAG
Messenger RNA from Alternaria metachromatica, 405 nucleotides. RefSeq lists its product as uncharacterized. The transcript has 2 exons. The coding region runs from base 1 to 405 and encodes 134 amino acids. The record is from RefSeq and is a predicted model, not a curated record. NCBI's taxonomy places the organism in Eukaryota, Fungi, Ascomycota, Dothideomycetes, Pleosporales, Pleosporaceae.